UAUGUGUUUAUCUAUGGUUGUUUUAUUUUGUUUUUAUUAUAUUUGUGGACACAACAGUAUCUAGGGCGCAUUAUCGUAUGGAGGAUAUUUCUAAAGCGGUUGUGUAAAAAUGAUAUUGUUGGUUUUUUGAAGAUUAGGUCAAAUGUUGUUAGUACGAACGAUAUUCUAAGAAAUGUUUGACAACAUGAGAGGCGUGCAUGGACGCUGUCCACCGUUUUUAGUUGGGGGUCUUCUUGUUUUGUGUUUUAUUUUGGCCUUCAAUUGGUGGUCGUUAUCAGCACAAAAUAAUGAACUCUUACGUCAGGUGGAAGAGUUAAGCGACCAACUGAAAAUAAGCUCGGAGGGGCAGGACAUGUGCGUGCACCAGCGCGUGUCGGCGGAGGCGCGGAUCAAGAACCUGGAGGACGACACGGCACAGCUGCAGGUGCGGCUGGAGCAGCUGCGAGCAGACAACGACGAGGCAAACAAGCGACUGCUGCAGAAGGACAGCGAGCGCCAGGACGUCGCCAAGGAGCGAGACUCGGUCCAGCGAGCGGCAGACGCCUGCGCCACGGAACUGGAUUCCCUUAAUAAGCUGGAUGUCUCAAAAGAUGCGACAAUCGCAUCACUGCGACUGGAGAAGGAUGCCUUUGUUUCUCAACUGGAAAAAAGAAAUAAAGAAAUCUCAAAAUUAAAAUCUGAAUUGGAGGCUGCCCAAUCGGAACUGGGCAACCUAAAACCCAGAGUUGCUCUGAAGUCGUCGCAGACUCCUGUUCUCAAGUCGUCCCCAGUUCCUCACGGUUUGCGUCCGUGGGACUUGAAGCCCGUGGAUGUGGGAGUGGUCAGAGUGAGACCAGCUGGCUUGCGAGGAAUGAUGUUCCACAAUAUGCAUAUCCUCCCCCGGGACCCUCCCGAUGCAUUCCGACCCAAACCACGCUUCAGUGUCACUUACCUCACCCAAGCACCAAGUGGCGUUGUCCCUGCGCCUGCCCCGAAACCCGACAACAUCGGCGUCGCUGUGGGCGGGGAUCACGAGAGUCUCAAUCAGGAUGCUAACAAUGUUGAGAAUGAGAACAAUGCAGCUGAAGAAGAUGAUCAAAUCGCGGACGACGCUGGAGCGGAGGACCCCGACCAGGUGGAGCCGGUGAGGAUGGAGGUGCCCAACGAAACCAACGUGGACGGGAGCAACCGCGUGAACGCCAUCUAGCUGGCCGGUCGGUCGAAGUGUGCUGCCCCGGGGCUCUGGCAGCAGCAGGGUUCCUUGUGCUACUUGUGCUACGGGACGUUUAGUUCAAUGAUUCAUGAAUGCUCGUAAGUCAUAGCAGCCUGAAUGUCUACACAGAUUGUUAUUUUACUUUAACUUGUUAUAUGUUAUGAUGGGUUUUUGCUAUGCUGAGCUUUCAGUUAUACAUAUAUGUAGCCUUUUAUUCCAGGAACAAUGUUACUAAAGGCUGCUUUUUGUCUAGUAUUUUGACUAGUGGAUGGGGAGCUCCAAAUUAUUGAUUAUUUAAAAUGAUUAUGCCUGUUUUCUCCGUCAGGCUAGAUGUGAACUUGGUAUGGAAUGUUGCAAUAGUCAUCCGGAGCCUAGAAUUAAGUUAUGGUGUUUUUAUUUAUAUGACAUACAGAAAUGUAUGGUUGGUGAGUAAUAAAUAUGUGUUUAUAUUGAAAUGAUACGUGAAAGAAACAAUAUGUAUUUGUAAGUAUUUAAGUAAGAAAAAAAAAUGUUAGUGCAGCAGGUACAAUACUUUUCUUUGUCACUAAGGUCAUGUCUUGUAUCUUAUCAACAGCAUUCAUUUUACUUCAUUUAUAGUGAAUUCAUUACCUUUUUUUAAAGUUUCAUUGUAGGCCAAUUGUUAAGUGUUAAUAUAAGGUAAUGUAAGGUAAAUUAUGGUAACAUUUAAAUAAUAGGGUUGCCAGUAUGUACCUUACAAUAUCUCAUUUCUUGUAAAUAAUAAGUAUAGGGAUUGUUCAUAAUGCUUAUAAAAAUGUAGUUCAUUUUCAUUGCUAAUAUUUUUAUAGCCAUACUUCUAUAAUGUAUGAAAGAUAUUUAUUGUGAUCAGAAGUCAGAGAUCUUGUUAGUGUUAAUUCAUAUAAUCAUAUUUUAAUCACAUUUUCCUUAAUAAGCUUUUGUUUUUGUGUGGCAUAAUUACUUGCUAAUUACUUUUUUUUUGUUUUUGUAAUAUUUUAAAAUCAUUAUGCAGUGCAGAUUGUUUUCAAUUAAUUUGUUAUGGGAUAUUGGUAGACUUUCUUGAAUAUUCUUGGCUCUAAGUGCAAGAACUGAAAAGAAAGUACCAAUAUCUCGUACCUGAACAAAUACAAUUUGGGACUUAACAUUUUAAGUUUCUGUUUGCCAGUCAUUAAUAAUUUUGUGUACUAGACAAUCAUAACUUACUUAAAAGUAUCCAUUUCCUAACAAAUCUUGUGGAAUGAUGAUUGAUAACUGUUUUUUUUUCUUCUUUUAUGUGUGGUCUAUGUGUCUCUUCCAUUGCUGUGUCUUCCGUCUGUUUCGUCUCUCAUACGGAGAUAAGCUGUCUCGACAAGUUAUUCUACGGUGCAAACAGUAUGUUUGUUCUGAUGCUGGCUAUUGCAAGAGUGAGCCAUCUCGAGGAGAGACCUGCAAGUACUUCAUGCAUGCAGCUGACUCGUGAAUUAAAUAAAGGGUUCUACAAAACUGGGGUUUCUGAGUUAGCUGCAGGGUGUAGUUGUACGACUGGGCCCAGAUGACAUAUAUAUCAGUUCUUCAAGAUGACAGCAGGUUUUUUUUCAUUUGUUGCAUCCCACAUUCGAUUUAGAGGCAGGAUGUGGAGGUGUCUCUUGGAGAGUUUAGUAGAUUGAAGUUAGACCAGUUUUAUUGCGAAACGUUUUAAGAAAGAGGUUUAGUUUUUCACAGCAGGUAUUCUAUGUACUGGAAUAGCAAAUAACUGAAUAGGAUGACAUCAAGGCUGUGAUGAAACUCACAGAGGAAGCUCUCUUUUGUUUUUGCAUGUUCGUACAUUAUGUCGCAAAUAAAGUAUUUGGGUUGGAACAGUGUGGUUUUAAAAUAAGAUUGAGUAAGACUUCAAAAAUAAGGGGUUUCUCCCCACUAUCUAUUUUGCCUAAAUCUCUGCUUAUUUGUGGUUUCAUCUUACAACAGACUGCUUUUAUAAAGAGUUACAUGACUUUAUAUCACAAAAUUCUCAUGUAAUGCAACCAUUUUACUGGCACUUUAUUAUUAUUAUUAUUAUUAUUGGCAUUUGCACAAUUCCAUAUCUCAAAUGUAGUUGGCGUGUCUGUUCUUGAAACUUUUACAAUGUAUGGUUAGAAUUUUUUUAUAACCAUUACUUUAUACAUAACUUUAUACUUAGGGCAUACAUAGUUGUUUUUUAAUUGUGCUAUCUUGUAUCAUUCUUUUUUAUAGUUAUGAGGCCUUUAAAGAAUCAUUCUUUGUAUAUGGAGAGAUAGCACAAAAAAGAUUCUUGCUAAAGAGAGUUCAGACUAGUUUUCAUGCUAGCAAAAUAAUCUGUUUAUUGGAACAUGGCUGAAAAGUACUGAAGGGGUUAAGGCACUUUUGAAAACUGUACCAGGUUAAAUCCAUCAGUGAAAAAGUAAAAGUGUUGGAAACCUUGAAUCUGAGUAGUGUAUCCACACUCAAAAUCACCUCAUGUUUAACCCUGCAAAUUUUAUGGGUAAUUUAAAUAAAGGAAAAAAAAACACAAAAUAGCAAAAUAAAACUACAGUAGAAGCAGUUUAUCUGUUGAGAUCAGAGAAAAUAUUGAUCAAGUAAUAUAUUGAGAAAAUUAAACUAACAACCAAUAAAGGUACGUAGUAAAUAGUUUUUAUUAGUGAUACAAAUGAAAGAUUGGUAAUUAUGGUUUUGUUCCUGAAUACAAUGGAUCGUAUUUUAUUUGCUGAAAAGUGUUUCAAAAUUCAUUAGCAUGUGUAUUUUAACAUGUGCGACAUAAAAAAUUGAAUCUUGUGUUUGUAAUUCAAAAUUUGUGAGAAAGUAUACUCGUUCAGAAACUAGUGGUUAGAUCUCUAUGAUUGACUAUGCUCAUAGUGACAGAGUAAAUUGAGUUAACACAAAGGGUUCUCAAAAGUGCCUUUACUACUGCACUUAUUGAAACAGUAUUUAUCACUGUCUAUGUAUUUUUAAAUAUAUAAGUUAGUAUUUGUUGUCCUGUUUUAGUUUAAGCGUAGCAUCAUCCAUGAUAGUUUUAUUGUGAAUAGCUACACUUGUGUAUACUUGCAUAGUAAUCUUGUUCUGAGUGCCGCCUAGAUCGAGCUGUGAAGUCAGUGUCAAUGAAGUAGGCCUUCUGAGGCAUAUCACUUGCAAUUCUAGCUUUAUAUGCAGCUUCUGGGUAUUGCUGUUUUUUUUUCUAAUGGUCUACUAUAACAAGCUAUGCAAAUUAUUUUUUGUUGUUAAUUUUUGCACCAAACAUAGGUAUUCAACACUUCAUCUGCUAUUUGAGAGACAACAGGUAAAUAUUUAUAAUUGUUUUUGCGUGGAUAUUACAUCAUAGUCACUAAAAGAAGUUCAUUGUUCAUAGUCCUAUUUCCAAAAUAUUUCUCCAUAGAUAUCAGGAAUUAGCAACAAAAAUAACCAUCAUACAAGGUGAUCAUGAUAUUUUAUUGAUAAAAAAAUUCAUUUUAAGGUAGGUUUCACACUCUUCCAUUAUUUAUGCACCAUUGAGUAACACAGAUUUUCUUUUUCACAAAAGGCUUAAGAAAAAAAUUGGGCCCUGCUGUUUCUGUAUAUUCUUUGCUGAAAUUGCAGUAGAAAUAGUUUUUAAAUUUAUUAGUUAUUAUAUUUGAUUUAUCAAUGAAGAUGAGAAUUUUUUUUUUUAUUAAAUUUUUAAAUGAUAAAGAAGCUCAACAUGGAUAGGACAGGAUGGUGCCUAAAAUUUUAUUUUCUUUAACCAUGGUAUGAUUAAAACAUUUCAUAUCUUCAAAAUCUUUUUGUGAGACUUGCAGUUCUGCUAUGUUGAACAGUUUUUAUGAAGUAGUAGUUAGUAUUCUAGCUCUGGAAUCAAAAGCACAUUAUUUGUCACAAAAUAAGUGAAGGUAUCUUCCACAUAGAAUACUAAAAAAUACAUAGAAAUGAAAUAAUCUUGUUACUACUAAUUUUACCUUUCAUACUGUAAAAAUUGAAAUGAUUUGCUAUUCUUUGAAUAAUAUUAAUUUUUGUAAGUUAAUGUAGUUUUUCAAAUCUUAAAUGUGGUGCAAUAUUUUUCCUUUUCACAGCAUUGCUAAAUUGUAAUUAGUUUUGAUUUUUGAGCAGAAAGAGCUCUACUGUACCUGACAAUUACUCUUUUUUGUAACUUUGUUAGACUAUAAAUUUCUAAAGCAUUGUAAAUUUGUUUUGACUGCAUUUCUUGCAUUAAAACUGCAGACACGAGCAUAUUUUUAUUCAAGUUAUAGUAUUUUUUUUUUAAAUACUUUUUUUUAAUUUCAGUCUAACAUAUUUAUAAUUUUCUGUGUGAUAUGUACUUAUGUGAUACUAAGUAAUAUAACAUAAUUUUACCAUCUUAAGAGUUUGUUUUAUAUUAAUGUCAGUUAAUUUUGUUUAAAUGUGUCAAUAUCUGGAAACUAUGCUUUGCAUUAAUUUGUUUUUCUUAUUUUGUAAUGCUAUACUUCCAGCAAUAUAUAUUUUGGACAACUCAA
Messenger RNA from Bacillus rossius redtenbacheri, 5619 nucleotides. Its product is annotated as protein GOLM2-like. The record is from RefSeq and is a predicted model, not a curated record. The coding region runs from base 173 to 1186 and encodes 337 amino acids. NCBI's taxonomy places the organism in Eukaryota, Metazoa, Arthropoda, Insecta, Phasmatodea, Bacillidae. The transcript is spliced from 7 exons.